Molecule: messenger RNA, 759 nt
Organism: Drosophila obscura
Lineage: Eukaryota; Metazoa; Arthropoda; Insecta; Diptera; Drosophilidae
Exons: 2
Coding region: 1-759 (252 amino acids)
Source: RefSeq, a predicted model, not a curated record
AUGCUGCUGCAAAAGCUAGAUGAGAAGACCCAAACCAAAUGGGAAGAGACUGCGUCAUCGGACAGGAUACCCACAGCUGGGGAAUUCUACGAUUUCCUGGAGAAGCGCUGCCAGAAGAUGGAGAACGUGCAAUACGCUAUAGCGACACACGCUGGUAGCGCUCAGCAUGAUGCUGAUCACUUGGGAGAGUCCUAUACUCAGGCGUAUCGACGAUUUCUCAGCUUGGAGCGAAAACUGGAUCGUAAUCCCGCGCUCAAGGAGCGUUACUCAGCUUUUAUGAAGGAGUAUACUGAUUUAAAGCAUAUGUCCAAAGUCCAUCUUGACUCACGUAGCCUCUGCAAGUAUUUUCUGCCUCAUCACUGCGUUUUAAAGGAGGAUAGUACCACGACAAAGCUCCGUGUCGUUUUCGAUGGCUCUGCAGCUACAUCAACUGGAUGCUCCUUAAAUGAUGUGAUGAUAACAGGUCCUGUUAUUCAGCCAACAUUGUUUAACAUACUGAUCCGGUUCCGCACACAUCCCGUCGCUCUCACUGGUGACAUUUGUAAAAUGUACCGCUGCGUAAAGGUAUCCCCGCCCGACAAUUUUCUCCAGUGUAUCCUAUGGCGAGAUUCCAUCCAGUCCGAGGUUCUGGUCUACACAUUAGACACCGUCACAUACGGUACGAGGGCUGCAUCGUUUUUAGCGGUCCGCGCAAUGAACCAGCUGGCCAUCGACGAGGGUAAUCCCUACCCUCUUGGCUCAGCUGCUCUGCAACAGUAG